Messenger RNA from Brassica napus (rape), 642 nucleotides. RefSeq lists its product as uncharacterized. The record is from RefSeq and is a predicted model, not a curated record. The transcript has a single exon. Lineage: Eukaryota; Viridiplantae; Streptophyta; Magnoliopsida; Brassicales; Brassicaceae. The coding region runs from base 1 to 642 and encodes 213 amino acids.
AUGGUCCAAUACGGUGGUGAAGUUGUGAAUUCAAGUCCAUUUGGGACUCACACUUCGACACAAAUGGGGAGUGGACAUUUUGCAGAGGAAGGCUUCACAAAAUCUUCUUAUUUCAGAAACAUCCAAGUAGUUGAUUGGGACAAUAAUUUGGUCUCUUCUCCAAACCUCCAAGUACUCGCGAAUCAUCCAAAUUGUUACGAUAUUCAAGGUGGAUCUAAUAAAGCAUGGUGUAGUUAUUUUUAUUAUGGAGGACCUGGCAAGAAUCAUCCAAAUUGUUACGAUAUUCAAGGUGGAUCUCGAUCCUCUCCCACUCUCUCACCCCCCCUUCAUCAAAAAACCCUUACUCUGUCUGCUCUUUCUUCUUACCCCUCAGAAAUUACAAAACCUGCAACUACCACUCGAUCCUCAGGAGUUGCAGGCCCUGACUCUUUUACUCCUAACCACACUAUCCUUACAUCACCUGCACCCUCUUCUAACCUCUCAAAAACUUCUAAUCUUGCAACUACCACUCUUUCUUCAGGAGUUGCAGGUCCUGAUUCUACUCUCCCUAACCAUAUUCCCCAAAUUUCUGAUCCUAACCUUUCAUGUCCUUUUUCCAUUGGUUCUCUCCACUCUAAUGGGGGACCAAAUUUUUCUUCCUAA